AUUAAAUCUGUUGACUUAUUGACUUUUUCAGACAGCUCCCAACUUCCCCAUCGUGCAAUUUCUCCCAGUCUUAACUCCUAAGAAACGUUUCUCAAACUCCCCAAAUCACAACACAAACAAAAUAUCUCAAAAAAAAAGAAGGAAAAGAAAGAACAGUUAGAAGUAAAAACGAUGGGCGUAGAUGAAAAGAAGAAAGGAGCAGCAAGUGAUCAUCAGCAGUAUCCGCAUCCACCUGAGUAUGGAACGUUCCAAGGCGUAGCCAACUAUCCGCCGCCGCCGCCGCCCCAUCAGCCACCGCCACCGCCACCGCCGACCGGAUUCCCUCAGCCGGUUCCGCCGCCUGGAGCCGCCGACCCUCCUGCUCCUCAUCCUCAGUACUACACUCAGGGAUAUCAAACUGUUCAAGGCUAUGCAGUUGCUGAAGGAAGACCAGUAAGAGAGCGCCGCCUUCCUUGCUGUGGUAUUGGCUGUGGCUGGUUCCUGUUUAUUAUUGGUUUCGUCCUUGCUACCAUCCCUUGGUAUAUUGGUGCAUUGAUCAUGCUAUGUGCCAGGAUAGACCACCGAGAGAAACCAGGAUAUAUCGCUUGUGUAGUUGGUGCUGUUCUUGCUACAAUUGCUAUCAUCCUCGGUGCAACAAAGGGAGGUAAUGCCUGGUAAUCUCAGAGGGAGGAAUUGUAUAGCUUGCAAGAUUGAUAAAUACACGAGUCCAGAUUCUUGAAAGGCUAUAUGUGGAUGUCAAUCUGCUUAUGAGUUAUAUUAUACUGUUUGAACUUGUGAAAGUCAGUAUGAUAUCUUUGAUGGUUUAUAUUUGAUGAUGCUAUCUAUUUGUCAGUGAUCCAAAGCUCCAAGUGUGAACAAUAAUAAUCGAAAUUUGUUUGGUUUAAAA
Molecule: messenger RNA, 886 nt
Organism: Prunus mume (Japanese apricot)
Lineage: Eukaryota; Viridiplantae; Streptophyta; Magnoliopsida; Rosales; Rosaceae
Product: large ribosomal subunit protein eL20z
Source: RefSeq, a predicted model, not a curated record